This is a messenger RNA of Topomyia yanbarensis, 2734 nucleotides long. It is a transcript of the gene Prp40, whose product is annotated as pre-mRNA-processing factor 40 homolog A. Gene Ontology annotation, molecular function: protein binding; RNA binding. Gene Ontology annotation, biological process: mRNA cis splicing, via spliceosome. The transcript has 3 exons. The record is from RefSeq and is a predicted model, not a curated record. Gene Ontology annotation, cellular component: U1 snRNP; U2-type prespliceosome. NCBI's taxonomy places the organism in Eukaryota, Metazoa, Arthropoda, Insecta, Diptera, Culicidae. Bases 152 to 2605 code for a protein of 817 amino acids.
UGUUGCGGUUUUGCCGUUUGGUGCUACGUCAAAAAUAGCAUUUUCGACGGUGCUGGCAAAAGUGAAAAUCGACGCGAUUUUUUUUUGUUUCGCCGGACUUUUUCUUGUAAAGUACGAAGCAAAUUGUGUUUGAAAGUGCGUUCGUCGCAAAAUGUCGGUUCAGCCGGUUGCCGGAGUACAAACGUUUCCAGCACUGGUACCGUUCAGUGUUCCUCCUCCAGGGUUCGCAGCGGCAGCAGUUGGACCAGAUCCAGCGGCCAUACCUAUUAUACCACUUGUAACGCCGGCAGUAAGCGAAUGGACCGAGCACAAGGCACCGGAUGGAAGAACCUACUACUACAAUAGCCUAACUAAACAAAGCCUUUGGGAGAAACCUGACGAACUAAAAAGCCCAGCGGAAAAACUGCUGUCACAGUGCCCCUGGAAGGAGUAUAAAUCGGAUCAGGGCAAGGUGUACUAUCACAAUGUGAACACGAAAGAAUCGCAAUGGGUUGCUCCCCCGGAGUAUUUGGAACUGAAGGAAAAAGUUGAAGCGGAACGAGUAGCAGCUGAAGCAGCAAAGGCAGCGGCUCUGAAAACCGUAGGAACAGGUACGAUUCCAAUGAUGAUUCCUCCCGUGAUUUUACCCGUCGUGUCGCCCGCUUUGGUCACAACCGAAUCUGUACCAUCACUAUCCGGAGUCACUCCUGGGUCAGCCGAAAAUUCAUCCUCUGCAUUGGACCAGGCGAUGGCAGCAACUCUGGCUGCGAUCGAAGUCCCGGAAGAUCCCGUUCCCAAAAAGGAGGAAGAGGAAAAGCCUCCCGUUGAGGAAGAGCCUGUGGUUGAAUUCAAAGAUAAGAAAGAAGCGAUUGAGGCAUUCAAGGAAUUUCUAAGAGAGAAAAACAUACCGUCGAGUGCGAGUUGGGAGCAGUGCGUAAAAUUGGUACAGAAAGAUCCAAUGUUCAAUGUAUUCAAAAGGUUGCAAGAGAAAAAGCAGGCGUUCAAUGCUUACAAAACGCAGAAGCAAAAGGAUGAAAAAGAUGAACAAAGACUAAAGGUUAAAAAAUCGAAGGAAGAGUUGGAAAAGUUUCUAAUGACUACUGACAAAAUUAAUGCCUCCUACAAAUAUUAUCGCUGCGAUGAAAUGUUUACUAGUUUGGACGUUUGGAAAUCUGUUCCGGACCAGGACCGACGAGAUAUAUUUGAUGAUUGCAUUUUCAAUUUAUCUAAACGGGAGAAAGAGGAAGCGAGGAUUCUGAAGAAGCGCAAUAUGCGAGUUCUUGGGGAACUGCUGGAAGCGAUGACGUCGGUGUCGUAUCAGACAACAUGGUCAGAAGCGCAAGUCAUGUUACUUGAGAAUUCGUCCUUUAAGAACGAUGUAAACCUACUUGGUAUGGAUAAGGAAGACGCACUGAUAGUAUUUGAGGAACACAUUCGUACUUUGGAGCGGGAAGAGGACGAGGAUAAGGAGCGCGAGAAGAAACGGCUGAAGAGACAGCAACGCAAGAAUAGAGAUCAGUUCUUAGCUCUUCUGGAUGGUUUGCAUGAGGAAGGAAAACUUACGUCUAUGUCAUUGUGGGUUGAGCUUUACCCGAUAAUUUCUGCGGAUUUGCGUUUCUCGGCUAUGUUGGGUCAAAUCGGUUCUACACCGCUAGAUCUCUUUAAAUUUUAUGUGGAAAAUUUGAAGGCACGUUUCCACGAUGAGAAGAAAAUUAUUAAAGAGAUUCUGAAAGAGAAAGAAUUCUUUGUCCGGUCUGGAACAACAUUUGAGGACUUUGCUACCGUUGUGUGUGAGGAUAAACGGUCGGCCACCUUGGAUGCGGGCAAUGUCAAACUGACCUAUAACUCACUACUGGAGAAGGCAGAAACGGCUGAAAAGGAACGUCUUAAAGAAGAAACCCGCCGUAUCCGAAAGAUGGAGAACGAAUUGAAAGGUGUUUGGAUGGAGGCGGGUCUUUCGGCUGGAGAUAGUUGGGACAUCGCUCAGAAAUUGGUAAUCAACUUGGAAGUUUACGAACUGUACGAGAAGGAAGACAAGGUGGAACGUCUGUGGGAUGAGUUCAUCAAAGAAGCCGAGGAUUCGUGCAGUCAUCAUCACUCGCGUUCGAAAAAAUCAAAGAAAAACAGGAAACACAAAAAGAAGUCACGAUCAUCAUCCAAGUCGGAGUCCGAUGCUUCGGAAGCUGAAUACGAGAAACCCUCGAAGAAAAAGCGCAAAUCCCGCUCGAGAUCACGCUCCAAAUCGAGUGAGUCGGAAAGUGACGAGCAGAGUGAACGAGAACGCAAACGCAAAAAGAAAAAGAAGCAUCGUAAGCACUCUCGUUCUCCUUCGUUCGAGGAACCUGCCACGGCUGUAGAAACGAAAAAUGGCAAUCCUUCAAAGUCUCCAUCGCCCGAGGUUGAGCGCAAGAAGAAAAAGAAAGAUAAAAGGAAGAAGGACAAACGUCGCUCUCGUUCCGUUAGCCGAGGAAGCAGCCCUGGUGCUAGACAUCGUACUCCGGAAAUCGGCAGGAAUGGUGGUUCUCCGUCGCCCAAGGUAUCGGACGAUGCGGCGCUAUCAGAGUCGGAGUUGGAAUCGCAAAGGGCAGCUUUGCUGGCGCAGCUGAACGAACAGUUGGACGAGUGAUUCCAGUGGCUACUGUCGACCGACUGUCUCGCAGCGGGUCGCAGAAGACAAUGACAGACGCAGCAGCAAUUUACAAGUGCGAAAUUGUAUUUCUUUGAACCACAGAUAAAUAUAAACGGUUUAGUAUCA